Messenger RNA from Centrocercus urophasianus (Greater sage-grouse), 5429 nucleotides. RefSeq names its product N-alpha-acetyltransferase 16, NatA auxiliary subunit (gene NAA16). Gene Ontology annotation, cellular component: cytoplasm; NatA complex. Lineage: Eukaryota; Metazoa; Chordata; Aves; Galliformes; Phasianidae. Gene Ontology annotation, molecular function: protein binding; protein-N-terminal amino-acid acetyltransferase activity. The transcript is spliced from 18 exons. The coding region runs from base 1635 to 3869 and encodes 744 amino acids. The record is from RefSeq and is a predicted model, not a curated record. Gene Ontology annotation, biological process: N-terminal peptidyl-methionine acetylation.
CGUGAUCCUUGAGGUCCCUUCUAACCCUGGCCAUUCUGUGAAAUUUUGUUGUCAAGCUACAGGUGAGCUUUGACCCGUUUUGAAUAUAAUUUGAAUCAUGGUUUGGUCAGAGCUAUAUGCUUACUUUGGUAUUUAGUGCAUCAGGAAGUGAUGUGUUAUUGUUUCAGUGCACUACGGGAACACAUGCAAGGCUGGCCCAAGCUGUCUGCUAUGAUUUCUUAGUAGUGUUGUGUUUUAUUGGCCUAUAUUGGCUGUUGUAUUUUCUUGUGCAUGAUUUCUGCCAUUGUGCAGACCUAUUUCCAAAGGAGUUUUUGCCUUUUGUUACUUGAUUGUUUGGUAAGGAAUGUGGUUAAUGGAGAUUUGAAACAGAAUACCUCUUGGAUCUGGGAAUAAUAGCAAUACCCCAUAAGUUACUUGAAGCCUUAUCUUCAUUAGGCUACAAAUUCUCUUGCACUGAUUGGUCUUACCCUGGGCAAGAAUCUAAAUUAUCAGUAGUUUGUUCUUGAGGCUGAUAUGCAGGCUUGAGGCUGCAUUUAAGUCUGAUCCCUGUCCUUAAUACUUGUCUCUAAGAGACAAGGAUCAUCAACAGACAGUAGCUGCAGCAUUAGGCCAGCUGCUCUCACUGUAUCCAAAAUUGUUUGUUCCCUUUAGUCUUAUGGCAGCAACAGCAGCUCUGCUAGCAGGCUGAAGGAUGAAUACUGAGUUUGUCAAUGGCUCGUGUUCCAGUAGGGACGGCAGCCAGGAUCUCUUGCUUGUGCAUUAUCUGCUUCCUUCAGACUGUUGAUUAUUAAAACACUUUUGGAGACUUGUCCUUUGUGAUUCAUAAUUACAAACUGCCUUUCUUAAUGUCUAGAACUUAAGGCCUUUCUAAGUAAGGAGGAACUUACCUUUCUACUUAUUUGUCCUUGUUAGUGCUUUGAAUUUUCUUGCUAUGCUUUCUCAGUAGUUUCCAAACAAUAGCAUCUUUAGGGGGAACAGUUGCUUCAUUUUCACAUCAGUAUAAUGAGACAUCUUAAAUGUUUUUUUUUUCUCUGUUAGCUCUGUGAGCUAUUUUUAUGUCUUUUAAACUGAAAAUGGGUUAAGGAUGCCUAUAGCUCUUCCCAACUGGAUUCAGCUGGUUCUGAAGCACAUUGGAGAGCCUCGUGAGAGAACUUAAGAGCCACUUUUGAUUUGAAUGUGUUGAGUUACUAGUGCAGACUUACUAGUGCUGCCCCAAUGAGCUACUAAUAUCCUGAAGUAGCAAGUAGUAUAUCAAGCAAUAUCUUUGUUAAUGUAACUCUAGGAAACUGUUGUAAACACACAGGAUAGAUAAUGUGUUGCUAUGGUACCACUUGGUUUCAUGUUUUUAAUUCAAAACCUUUCCAAUUUUUCAGUUGUUUGUUGUUUUUUGUUUUUUUUUUUUUUCCCUAAGAAAAAGUUAUUUAAACAGAUGCUUGGGGAGAGAAGUCUAUUGAAAUGUGAAAUGAUACACUGAUGGAAGUCUGAGAUCCUGUGAAUCUGGUUGGCACGUCUAUGGUCUUUUGCAGCGUUCUGAUAAGAAAUAUGAUGAAGCCAUCAAGUGCUACCGGAAUGCACUCAAGUUAGAUAAGGAUAAUCUGCAGAUCCUGAGAGAUCUCUCACUGUUGCAGAUUCAAAUGAGGGAUUUAGAAGGAUAUAGAGAGACGAGAUACCAGUUACUUCAGCUGCGCCCCACACAACGAGCUUCCUGGAUCGGAUAUGCAAUUGCAUACCACUUACUUAAAGAUUAUGAUAUGGCCUUAAAACUACUUGAAGAGUUUAGAAAAACCCAACAGAUUCCUCCAAAUAAAAUAGAUUAUGAAUAUAGUGAACUGAUUUUAUAUCAAAAUCAAGUGAUGAGAGAGGCAGAUCUGUUUCAGGAGUCUCUGGAACAUAUAGAGACAUACGAAAAGCAAAUAUGUGAUAAACUAAUAGUAGAAGAAAUCAAAGGAGAAAUGCUAUUGAAGUUGGGAAGACUAAAAGAAGCUGGUGAAGUAUACAAAGAGUUAAUUGAGCGCAAUGCAGAAAACUGGUAUUAUUAUGAAGGCCUGGAAAAGUCCCUGCAACCUAGCACUUUAGAAGAGAGGCUUCAGAUUUAUGAAGAAGUUAGUAAAAGGCAUCCCAGAGCAGUUUCACCUAGAAGAUUACCUUUAAACUUUGUUUCAGGUGAAAAAUUUAGAGAACUAUUGGAUAAGUUCCUGAGGGUUAACUUCAGUAAAGGCUGCCCACCCUUGUUUACCACUUUGAAAUCUUUAUAUUACAAUCCAGAAAAGGUCUCUACAAUCCAAGAACUUGUUACUGGUUACGAAGCCUCUUUGAGAACAUGUGACCUUUUUGGUCCAUGUGAAAAUGGAGAGAGAGAGCCCCCAACGACGCUGCUCUGGGUUCGGUAUUUCCUGGCACAGCACUUUGACAAACUUGGCCAGUGUUCUUUGGCCUUGGAUUACAUUAAUGCUGCAAUUGCAAGCACUCCAACAUUAAUAGAACUAUUCUACUUAAAAGCAAAAAUUUACAAGCAUGUAGGUAACCUGAAGGAAGCUGCCAAAUGGAUGGAUGAAGCACAAUCUUUGGAUACUGCUGACAGGUUUAUCAAUUCUAAAUGUGCUAAAUACAUGCUGCGAGCCAAUAUGGUGAAGGAUGCAGAAGAGAUGUGUUCUAAAUUCACUAGGGAAGGGACUUCUGCUAUGGAAAACCUAAAUGAGAUGCAGUGUAUGUGGUUCCAGACUGAAUGUGCUGCAGCUUAUCAAAGGCUAGGGAAAUACGGUGAAGCCUUGAAAAAGUGUCACGAAGUAGAAAGGCAUUUUUUUGAGAUAACGGAUGAUCAAUUUGACUUCCACACAUACUGCAUGAGAAAGAUGACUCUUCGUGCCUAUGUAGACCUUUUGAGAUUAGAAGAUGUGCUCAGGAAACAUGCCUUCUACUUCAAAGCUGCUCGAUCAGCAAUUGAAAUCUACUUGAAGCUUCAUGAUAAUCCUCUUACCAAUGAAAGCAAAGAACAAGAAGUGAAUUCAGAAAAUCUCUCAGCCAAAGAACUGAAGAAGAUGCUUAGCAAGCAAAGAAGAGCACAGAAGAAAGCAAAACUUGAAGAGGAAAGAAAGCAUGCAGAAAGAGAGAGACAGCAAAAGAAUCAAAAGAAAAAGCGAGAUGAAGAGGAAGAGGAAACUAGUGGACCUAGGGAAGAACUAGUUCCUGAAAAACUGGAAAGGGCAGAAAAUCCAUUAGAAGAAGCCAUUAAAUUCCUUAUUCCACUUAAGAAUCUUAUUGGAGAUAACAUAGACACCCAUUUAUUAGCAUUUGAAAUAUACUUUAGAAAAGGAAAGUUUCUGUUAAUGUUACAGUCUGUCAAAAGAGCUUUUGCUAUCAACAGUAAUAAUCCAUGGCUUCAUGAGUGCUUGAUUAAAUUCUCUAAAGCUGGUAUGUGUAUAGGAAUAUCUGACCACAGUAACCUCCCAGAAAUUGUGAGCAAGGUCCUAACUCAAGAAAUGCAGAAAAUCUUUGUCAAUAAAAAUUUGGAAAGUUUUAAUGAGGAGUUUCUCAAACACAAUGCUACCUCCAUUCAGCACCAACUUUCAGGUGCAAAAAUGAUGUAUUUUCUGGACAAAUCGAGGCAAGAAAAAGCAAUUGCUGUGGCUACUAGAUUGGAUAAAAACAUGAGAGACAAAAAUGUGAAGACAUUAACCAAGGUUUUUGAGGCACUGCUUGACGGCAGUUUUGGAAGUUGCCACACUCAAUGUGAAGAAUAUCAAGCAGCCUGUCAUAAACUGUUUCCUUUUACAUCUGCCUUUAUGCCUGCCACAAACGAAGAUGAUAGCAGCAUUGCAUCUGUGAAUCAUACAGCCAUUAACCACGACUUACUGUCUAAUGAAAUAUGAAGUAGCAUAUGCAAGCCCGUGUGUGUGUGCCUACAUACCCACACACACAUACAAAACUCUGACUGUCAUUACAUGCUGGCUGGAUACGGAUCAGGGUUACUUUUCCAGGUUGCAUUUUAAUAUCUUUAACAGGUCUAAAAUGAAAUAUUCGGUUAGCUUAAUGAAAUGGAGUAUCCUGUUAGUUACUUUUUUUCCUCCCAACAAAAACUGCCAAUAUUUAUGUAAACAUGAUCUUUAAUCAGCAUUUUUCAUGUUUAUACUUGUACAGUUUUAAGUCUUUUAAUAAUCCAUCAGCCCUCCCUCACAAAAAGGAAAAUGAUGGAUGUUAGACUGCUUUCACAAGUGUCAUUGCAUAUACAUAUGAAUGUGAUCAUAUCCUGUUAAGAAAUGAUCUUUUGAGCAUCUUUAGCAGAUUAAGACAGAAGUGCUGCUUGAAUGACCCUCUUCAUCUUCUACUCUUGUUCUUGGGAUUUUAUUUUUUUUACCUUUUAUUUUUUAACCUUUGCUCAGUUUGGUUUCUUUUGAAGCACAGUGGAUGUUGGCGGUUUGCAUGUUUUUGUAAGGUGUGUGUCUCAUGGAACCGGUGUUGACGGAUAUGAAGAUUAGGUUUGUAUGAAAACUAAGGGUUUUUGAAAACUGUAUUCUAUCUGCCUUGUGUUCCAUAACUAUUAUUUCUUAAGUUUAUGAUCAGCUUAACGUUUUCUGUUUGAGUAUUCUCAAGCAACUCCCUGAAAAUGCAAUGAAUUUAAUACUGUUGUCUGUUUUGGUUUUUUAUUGUUGUUGUUCCAUCUUCCCCUUCUUUCUCUCGCUUCUGAUUUCUCCCCAUCUGUUCACUUACUGACAUUUAAGUUAAAAAAGCUGCUCCAAUAUUGGGUAAAUGCAUAAGGUACAGUAAAGGGGGAUGCAGUUCCCCUCUACAUCCUACAAAUUCACUGCUAAGUUUACUGUAUUACCUCCAUUAAAAGUCUUAGUUGUGAAUUUAUGGCCAAUAUAUCAGCACUUCUCCUGCCUAAACACUAUUGCUGUAGGUGCUGCAAAGCAAGCAGUAUGUGAGGAGUGUGUUUUAUAGUUAAAAACUGUUCAAGAGAGCACGAAGAGGAUGACUACAAAUCACAAUGAAUCUUUUUCUUUAUUCUGGUGCAUUAACUAUUAAAUACACGACAUGAAAAUGGAAGUUUGAAUCUAAUAUACCUAUUUAAAGCAUAAUGCUGGACAAAAUGGCUACAUAUGACAGCUUUACAUUCUAUAAAGAACUGCUAUCAAAAUAUAACUAUACUGUGGCUUGUACAGAAAAUCCAUUUUCUGGAAACUGUAAUGGAAUCAUUCAGUCAGUUUUGUUUUUAUUCCACUGCAGUGUAAAUAAUUUCAGUAAUAUUAACUAGCCCCUCUAAGGCAAAUAUGAAUUCACGAAGAGGGGAUUUUAUUAAGACAAAUAAACUGUUCUAAUUAAAAUUCUCUUUUGUGUGUCAUCUAUUUAGAUUCAAAACUGUUGAAUGGAAGACUCACUGUAAAAUAUUGCCAACAUAUGUUAUGCUGUAAUAAAUUAUUUUGUACACACUU